Molecule: messenger RNA, 1837 nt
Organism: Malurus melanocephalus (red-backed fairy wren)
Lineage: Eukaryota; Metazoa; Chordata; Aves; Passeriformes; Maluridae
Gene: TTC12
Product: tetratricopeptide repeat domain 12
Exons: 19
Coding region: 2-1837 (611 amino acids)
Molecular function (GO): protein binding
Source: RefSeq, a predicted model, not a curated record
CAUGCUGCGGGACGAGGACACCGAGGCGGAUUUCCAGCGCUUCCUGCGCCGUGUGGACGAUGUCACUAAUUUGCUGCAAGGCCUGAACUCCCCCGACUCGGCUGUCAAGGAAAAAGCCAUCGCUGAGGCAGAGAAAAGGCUCSGAGAGCAAGGAGCCAGCAGGGAGGAGGAGGAGAGCAGAACCCCGGUGAACAGAACAGUCAUCAACACUUCUGGCACGGCRAGGGCAGAGGCAGUGGAUGCAGAUGGCUUCCUGGCAGCUUUGGAAAAGGAUGCCAAAGAACGAGCCCAGCGAAGGAAGAGGAACGGGCAGUUGGCAGAUGCCCUGAAGGAGAAGGGGAAYGAGGCUUUCAGGAGAGGAGAAUUUGCCGUGGCUGUGCAGAGAUACACAGAGGGGCUGCAGAAACUGCGGGACAAACAGGAGCUCUACACCAACAGAGCCCAGGCCUACCUGAAGCUCCGUGAGUAUGAGAAAGCCAUCAGUGACUGUGAGUGGGCUUUAAAGUGCAAUAGAAACUGUCUCAAAGCCUAUUUCCUGAUGGGGAAAGCUCACCUGGCACUGCAGCACUUCAGUGAGUCCAGGCAGUGCUAUGAGAAGAUGCUGCAAAUCGAUCCCCAGAAGGAAAACCUCUUUAAAGAAUGUGUGAACGAGGCAGAGCUGGAGGAGAAGAGGSUGAAGGAUGAGGAGAGGGCAGCGAGAAUGUUUGAGUCUGGGGAUGUCACUGCUUUAUCCAUCCAGGAAUUGCUGCAGAGGAUCAACAGCCCUGAGCAGGAUCUCCCCUACUACACAGGGGGUAUCAGGCUGCUGGCAGAGCUGGUGAACAAUUGCACUGAGCAAACAUUUUUUCGGACAAACAAAGGCUUCAGUCUCCUGAGGAACGAGGCUGUCAGAGGGGCCUUCUGUGCAGAGAGGAAAAGCGCUGCUGAGGUGGAGCUGUGUGUGUCCCUUCUGCUGCUGUGGCAGGCGGCCUGUGCUGGGAAUGAGGAAAAUCAGCGUCUCCUGCUGGCCCAGCCCGAAGUGAGUGCUCAGCUGCCAGAGCUGCUUUCCUCUGGCACACCCCAAAUCCAGAGAGAAACCUUGGCACUGAUYUCCCUCUGCUCCGAGAACGAGAAUGGGAGGAGGCUGCUGCUCAGGCAGGACCUGAGCAGAUGGCUGCAGAUUUUGAUGGCAUUUGUCAAGAGCACCGAUGCAAGGGCUGACAGUGCCAUGAACAUCCUGUCGGACUUAAUGGGGGAGGAAAGGUUCCAAGCCCAGUGUCGGGUCCUGUUCUCCACAGGAGUUUURCCUUUAUUCACCCAGCUGCUGGAGAGCAGCAGCUCUGACUAUCAGCAGUGUGUGUUUGCAGUGCUGGGGCUGAUGAUGAACCUGCUGCUGGAGUCCAACAGCACCAUCCAGGAUUUUGCUGAGCCCAUCAGUGGCCAGUGCCUGGCUCUGCUCAGCCAUCAGGACGGGAGGAUUGUCACAAGAGCUGUUGGAGUGCUGAGCCGUGUCCUGCCAGCGUCUCCCUCAACAGUGGAGGAAGCAGUGAAAGGAGGAGUGGUGAAGAAAAUGCUCAAAUUCUUAAAAGCUGGAGGGCAGCUCACAUCCACCUUUGCCAUCAAAACCCUGUCUGUCUGCACCCAGAGCAGCAGGAGAGCUCAGGAGGAGCUGCUGAAGGGGGAUAAACGUGAGUGCAACCCCAUUUCAUGGCUUUGGGGCUGUUUGUGGGGCUCUCCACGGGAUAUUGGCCUGCUUUUAAAACCAGCGGGGCUGCAGCAGAGGGGGCACAUCCAUCAGCUGAGGAAGCUCAAUGGAUUUGCCAUCCUGAAAUCCUCCAUGAAAUAUGUGCACAGCUGA